GGUGACAUCAGCAUAUCAACGUACCACUGCCCCUCCUGCUGGAUAUAAAGAAAUGAUGACACAGCCGAUAAACUGGCACCCAGAGAGACCCAGACCUGAGAAGCACAACCACUUUAUAGAUCAGACAAAGUCCUACACCUGUUUGCCUCAGCUGACUCUUACUGGGACGCAGUGAAGCAACCAUUGAAGUUUGGUUCUGCAGGUCAACAUGUUUCGAAACGGUGGAGCUAAAAUGAGGGUGUGUGUGAUGCUGUUUGUUGUCUUGCUGUUGCUGAAUGGAGCUCUGAGUGAAUCUCAGAGAGAUGACUCGGUCAUUAUUAGAGAUCCAGACAUCAGUGCCUCCUGGUACACAGGCAGGGGGAUCAGACCUCUUGGGAGAUUUGGCCGAAAAGCUGCAAGAAGAAAUGAACUUCUGGCUUUCAUCACAGCCAGAGUUUAUAGACCAACAGCUGACAGCGGCGUUUGGAUCACACAAUGAGAACACUGUGGAUCGUUGAAUAGAUGCUAUGCUGUCAUUUUUUUAGGUUAAGUAAUGGAUUUGGUCUUAGAUUUAGGAGUUUUCUAACAUUACAUUCAGUUAUUUUCUGUAAAUUCUAUAUAAAU
This is a messenger RNA of Oreochromis aureus, 603 nucleotides long. It is a transcript of the gene prlh, whose product is annotated as prolactin releasing hormone. Gene Ontology annotation, biological process: feeding behavior; response to peptide hormone; G protein-coupled receptor signaling pathway. The coding region runs from base 209 to 478 and encodes 89 amino acids. Gene Ontology annotation, molecular function: prolactin-releasing peptide receptor binding; neuropeptide hormone activity. Lineage: Eukaryota; Metazoa; Chordata; Actinopteri; Cichliformes; Cichlidae. The record is from RefSeq and is a predicted model, not a curated record. The transcript is spliced from 4 exons.